This is a messenger RNA of Rotaria socialis, 8079 nucleotides long. The record is from the annotation of a GenBank genome assembly. NCBI's taxonomy places the organism in Eukaryota, Metazoa, Rotifera, Eurotatoria, Philodinida, Philodinidae.
AUGACAAAGAAACAAAAAACAUCAAAACAAAAUGAAAAGGAUCAACAUCCAUUUCGUUUUCAAAAUCUUCAUGAACGUUUGAAUAAUAUAAAUAUUAAUGUUGUUCAUCGCAUUCGUUAUCAUGAUACAAAUGAUCAUCAAGAUACGAAUGAUUUAAUUCGUACAAGUUAUUUUCAUCAAUCACUUCAACAUUGGUCAACAUUGAAUUUUAGUGAAGCAUAUUCCACUGUUCAUGAAAAGCUUCUUCCAUUAGCAAGAUCACUGGAACAAGUCGUUUACAAUCGUGAACAAAUCUUAUCUAUACUUCGACAAACAUUGAAUGAACGAAAUCCAUUAGUAGUUGAAUCAUUAUUGGAUUUAAUUGUUCAACUAGCACGUGACUUACAAGGUGAUUUCUAUGCCUAUUACAAACAAUUUCUAUUUAUUGAUAUAAUUAACUUACUCAUAAAUUCCAAAAAACAACAACAAAAUGAAAUAAAUACACAAUUACUUGAGCAAGUUUUUCAAUGUUUAACAUAUCUUUUCAAAUAUUUAUGGCGUAUUAUGUUAAAAGAUUUAGCAAGUUUAUAUGAACUAUAUUCAAAAUUUUUGUUCUCAUCAUCAUUCAUCAAUACAUUAACAACGAAUUAUGAAUAUAUUCGUUCGUUUGCAGCUGAAUCAUUUGCAUAUCUCUUACGUAAAAUAGAAAAUUAUCAAUCGUUUAUUGAUUAUUUAUUUGAUAGAAAAGAACGUGAUGAUAAUGAAAUAGAAAGUCUUGCAUUAGUCUUUAGUGAAACAUGUCAAAAUGUUCAAUCGACAUUUCAUUCAUGUACAAAAACUCUAUUAACAUGCCUUUUGAGAAAAUGUGUUGAUAAACCAACAAUUAUUCAAUCUUGUAUUAAAACAAUUUAUUCAUUAUUAGUUCAACAUACAAAUAAGGAACAUGUUGGGAUUCUUUGGAAUUGUUUGAUGGAUAUUUAUCGUACAUUAGAUCAUAAUCAAAUAAAGGAUUAUCUUAUAUAUGAAAUAUUCUAUGGCAUAUUUCAAAUAUUAAUUGAUCAUAAAAUGAUCAUUGAUAUAAAUUUAUGUUAUGAAUUUUUAACUAUGAUAAACGUUAAUGAAAAUGAUGAAUUUUUAAAAAUGCAUUAUGAAACCGUUUUUAAAUUAAUGCAACAUACAACAAAUAAUAAACAAAUAAUUGAUAUUUACUAUCAUUUUGUUGAGCAAACAUCAGCAUCAUUACUUUAUGAACAAACACGAAAAAUAUUUCAAAGUGAUUUAAAUGAUAAAUUAACCAAUGAUUUUCAUUCAUUACUAUGGAAUCAUCUAGUAAGAAAAACGAAUGGUCAACUAGAAAUAAUGGAUUAUUUUGUUGAUUAUAUCAUUAUUGAAAGAAAAAGAUUUGAUAUGAUUCUAUUGCCAAAUGAUAAUAAUCAAAAUAUUUUUGAUAAAAUCAAAUUAUUAAAAACGAAAAACAAAUUGCUCAUGAAAGAAAAGAUAACAGCAAAAGGAUUAGAAUCAAUACAAAUGUUUAUUCAAGAUAGUUUAUCGAAGAUUGAUGAUGCACAAGUUCUCCUGAAUGGACAACUUUGGCAAGCAUUAAUUCUUUUUAAUUCAUUACAUGAAAAAGAUUCAAAUCAAAUAAUAUUAACAAAUACACAUUUAGAAAAAAUUAUUGCUCGAAUUGUUAAUGACUGUUUAUCAUCAACAACAAUCGCAUUAAUUCUUUUAGAAUUAAUUGCUCAUGAUCAAUCAUUCCCUGCCACAUUUUGGUAUUCUAUUCUUAAACUAGAAGCUCAAUCAGAACUUUAUCUACUCGGUGCGCGUAUAUCAUUUCUAAUAAAUAGUCCAACAGAAGAUCAUUCAGAGAAAUUUAUUGAAUUAUUAAAAACAAAUUUAUCAUCAUUUAAUUCUAAUAUACGCUUAGUGUCACUUUAUAUACUUUCUUCAUUUAUAUCCGAUAAAACUGAUAAAAAUAAUGUAAUAUUAAAUUGUCUUCAAUGUGAACAAUGUCCAUUGAAUGUUUAUGAAUAUCGUUCAAAAAUAAUUUAUUUACAAAAAUUAUCAGUUGAUUUUCUUUUAUUAAAUAAUCAAACAUCAUCAUUUCAUUUAUCAAUGUAUUAUUUACUUGGUUUACUUAGUUCAAAUUUUACUCCAUUAUGGUCAGUAUCAAUUGAAUUAUUAGGUUCAUAUGGUAAUAAAGGUAUUGAACAUAUUGGUCAUACUUAUUUUUGGUCAAUUAUAAAUGAAAAAUUUCAAUUGAUAAAUCAACGUGAAGAAUUAAAAUCAAUUGAUCAAAUAAGUGAUAAAUUAAUUAAUGCUUAUAUUGAAAAUAAUAAUAAGAAAGAAUUCGAAAUUAAUGAACAAUCAAUGGACUAUAUUCAAUAUCGUAUAAAUUUAUUCAAAAUUUUAACUUAUUUUCCAAAUGAAUGUGAACAAAAAACAAAAAUACUUUUCCCGAUAAUAUUUGACUUUUUUUCUAAUGAAUAUUAUGAUCACUUAUUAUCAUUAGGUCUAUUUAGUCACUAUAAAACAUCAUUUAGAAUCAAAACAAUUAAAUUUAAACGAUUAUCAAGAAAAUUAUCCAUAAAAACUUUAGAAACUAUUUUAAGUUUAUUGAAACAAUUUCACCAUUACAAACAAUGGUUUGAACCAUUACGUCUUUAUAAUUUUUAUGUACGUUUAUUACUUUCAUCAGAUUGUUCAAUUCAGCAAUUAGCUUUUAAAUGUUUAUUAACAUGUUAUCAAAUACCUGAAUCAAUAAUUCAAUCAGAUUUUUUAACACAUUCAGAAAGUAUUCUUCCAAUAUUUAAUCCAAGUACAUGUAGAAAAACAUUUCAUGAUUUAAUUCAAGGUGUUUUACUUGAACAAAAUAUAUCUGAUUCAUUGAAAACUCAAUAUGCCUUUAUAUUAAUACGUGUUAUAUAUAGCAAAUUGAAUGAUAAACGUUCAUUAGGUUCAACAACACGUGGUAGAAAAGAUUAUUUAGAAUUGAAUCGCAAAUAUCUAUUUCAAUUUUUAAUAACAUUUGCAUCAAAUAACUUAUAUGACAAACAUUUUCAUUAUUUUAUACAAUUAUUAUUAGAACCAUUCUAUGAUGAAUUAUUUAAUUCAGAUGACAAACAAUGGUUAAAUUUAUUUAAUAAUAAAAUAUUAUUAAGUAACGAUGAAUUCGAUUUGAAUUCUUACGAAAUAUUUAUCAAAUAUGUUCAACAUUCAUUAUUAUUAUUGAAAACAUUUAUUUCUAAAUUAGGUGUCUAUGUACGUGAACAUAUAGAUUACGUUAUCAAAUUUUAUAUAUUAACUAUAAAAUUUGUUGAUCAUUUAAAUAAUCAAAAAUGUUCACAAGAAGAUAAUUUUCAAAUAAAAAAAAAUCGAAUCUUAUUAAAACGUAUUCGAUCAAUGUCAUAUAAAGGUUUACAAACAAUAUUUGAAUUAUUUGAUAGUGAUCAAAAUAAAAUAUUUAAAAAAGAUUUAAUUGAUAAUUUGUGGUUGUGUUGUGUUAGAGAAAAUUAUUUAGACGAUGUAUUGAAAAGAAAGAAACAACGUGAAGAUAUUGUACAUUUAUUAAAAUUAGCUACUAUAUGGAGUAGUACAACAUACUUAAAAAAUGCAAUGCUUAAUGAUAGAAAUGAUGCAAACGAUUUGAUGAAAUGUUUUAGUUUAUUUUUAAAUGAAAAUAUUACAAAUGAAAAUAAACAAUUGAUAAUUGAAUUUAUUUGGAAUAUUAUGCAAAUUGAUCCUGACGAUGCUUUGAUUGUUCCAUAUAAUGAUAAUUUACUUUCGUAUUUAACUCGUGUAUCGAAGUCAAUGAUUGAAUCUAGUAGUACAAUAUCAUUAACUCCAAAAGAAUUUGAUAUUCUUUUGAUUCUCAGUCGUAAAGAAUCAAAGAGUGAUAAAAUUGAACAAUUAUGCUCAAUAUUUUUUCGUCUACUGCGUCAAAAUGUAUUAUCAAAAAAGAAGAAGAAAUUUUCAAAUAAAACAUCUGAACAAGAUUUGAAUAUUUCGAUUCUUAAAGUCUUACAAAAUUUAAUAAUAAAUAUUCAAAAUCCAAUUGAAAAAUACCUAAAUUUAUUGCCAAUACUAUGUUGUAAAAUAAUUCAACGUGAUCAAAGAAUUGAAUUAAUUAAACUUUUUCAAAUACUCAUUAAUCAAUCAGAAAAUAUUGAAGCAAGUACGCAUUGGUAUUUAACACAGUUGAUUGAAGUUAAUGCUUGGAAUGGUGAUCAAGUUGAUGAACCUGAUUAUGAACGUCGUUUAAAUGGUUAUAAACAAAUAACAGAUGAAAUUUCAUUAUUGAAAGAUGUUGAUAAAGAUAAAAAUGAACAUCUAUGUUUAUGUUUAUUUUAUCAUUGUUUAUAUGAAUUACAUUAUUCAAUCAAUGAUUUAUCAUUACGUGAAUAUGCAUCACAAUGUAUUCAUCUAUUUCUCAAACAACUUCCAUCAUAUCAAUCAUAUCUUCUUACCGAAAUUCGUUCGAUUUUAAAACAAUCACAUAUAUCAAUUCAUAUACGACACGAAUUUAUUCGUCUUCUAGCAUUAAUUAUUGAUAUUAAUAGUGAUAAUGAAGAUUUGAAUGAUUUAAAGCGUUUACAUAAUUAUAAUGAUAUUGAACUUGAUUUUUUUCAUAAUAUAACUCAUGUACAAAAUCAUCGACGUUUGAGAGCAUUAAGACGUUGCAAAUUAAUACACGAUGAACAACCCUUUCGUUUAACAACAAUGGCUAACUAUCUUUUACCAAUUGUUUGUUCAUUUAUUAAUGAUGUUAUUAAUGGAGAUGCACAAGAUAUUCAUGAUGAUAUUGUUUUUGUAUGUUUAACAGCAUUGUGUCAGAAAUUACCAUGGUUAAAAUAUAAUCAAUUAUUUAUUUCAUAUUUUCGUCAAUUACAAACAACAAAACACACGUUAAGUUUAACACAAAAACGAUGUUUAACUAAAACAGUAUCAGCAAUUAUUGACGCAUUUCAUUUUCAAUUAAAUACUGAUGAGAAAAUUCCUGAAAAUGAACGUAUCAGUCGAACAAUUCAACAACGUCUAUUGCCAAUGAUUCUUGAUCUAUUAAGUCAAAAUUCAUUUUCUAUUGAUAGUCUUACAACAAAUGGAAUUUCAACAAAAAAUGCUACAAUUGAUGAUCAACGUCAACAAGCUGUUCUAUUGACAAUAACAUGUUCAUUAAUAGCAACAAAAUUAAUUGUCAUAUUUCCAAAUGAUUUUAUUGAACAACAUAUAUCAACAAUUCUUCUUCAUCUAUUAACAUUACUUCGUUCGCGUCUUUAUUCUAUACGUGAUCAAGCACGUGAUUGUCUUUGCAAAUGUAUUACCAUACUUGGUAAACGUUAUUUUAAAUUUAUUAUUGAAGAAUUAAUAGGUGGUUUAAAACGUGGUUAUCAACAUUUUGUUUUAUUACAUACAAUUCAUACAAUACUUAUACAUGUAUCAUCAUUACCAAAUGAUUUCAAAAUUGAUCCAGCUGCUAAGGUUAUAGCAAAUUUAUUUAUUGAAGAUUUAUUGAAUACAGAAAAAACUGAAUCAUCAAAAGCAAGUGAGCAUGAAAAUUCAUCAUAUAAACCGUCGAAUAUUCCCGAAGCUAAAACAAAUAAAACAGCUAAUGUUAUGGAAUUACUUGGCCGUUUAAUACAAUCCAACGAUGAACUUUUGAUAUGUAUGGAACCACUACGUCAGCAAUUGUCAUCAAAUAGUGAUUCGAGACAAAUAUCAAAAUGUGAAAAAUGUUUACAACGUUUUCAAACUGGUUUAAUUAAUAAUAAAUAUUUAUCAAUUGAAACAUUAUUUAUAUUUGUUUAUCAUUUAUUAACUAAAACAGAUGAAAUUAAUUCAACCGAACAAAUUAAUAGUGAAAAUAAAAAAAAAUUGAACUCAAUAACUGAAGAACUCAAUAAAUAUCAUUUGAUACCAGCUGAACCUAAACGUGGUCAUGCUCGAGUUGCACAAGCUAUUAAACAUGUUAAGAAAACAAAUCUUCAUUGUUUAAUUGCAUGGACACUCAAUUUACUUCAUAAACUUAUUAAAAAACAUAAAAAUGAUGAUGAGAAAUUUCUCUCUAUGGUUGAUCCAUUUGUUGGUCAUAUUGAAAUAUGUUUAAAUUCACAAUAUACAGAUGUUAUUGUUGCUUCACUUAGAAAUCUAUCAUCAUUAUUAGAGUAUUCAUUACCAUCAUUAAAUCAACAACGAAUUAUUAAUAUGUAUAAAAAGGUAUUCGAUUUACUGAAGAUGUAUGCAUCGGUAGCCGGCUCCACUGAUAUGAAUGAUUUACUAACACUUUGUUAUAAGAUUCUUGGUACAUUUGUUCAGCGAUCAAUCAAUGAUGAUGUUUCUUUAACAUCUGAAGAGUAUCAAUGUUUGUUUACUUAUAUUGAAUCUGAUUUACUUAAUGUUCAUCGUCAAUCAAGUGCAUUUCUUCUACUUCGUUCAAUAAUGCGUCAUUCAGUAAAAAUAAUCUCAAACGAUAAAAAUCUUCGUACACAGCUUGAUAAUCUUCUACGUUCACGUUUAAUAUUUAUGUUAGUACAAUCACCAUACGAUCAUAUUCGUACAACCUGUCGUGAUUUAUUUCAUAUAUAUUUAUUUUCGUAUGAGCAUACAAAAGCAAAAUUAAAAUCAUAUUUUGAUUUUUUUCUUCUUCAACUUGAUUAUGAAGAUUAUAAUGGUCGUUUAUCUGUUUUAACUUUUCUGAAUAGUCUAUUUAAUGAUUUAACAAAACAACGUUUAAAUGAUUAUGCAGCUUAUUUUUUUCUUCCAUUAUCAUGUCAUUAUUAUAAUGAAACAAAUAAUGAAUGUAAAAAGUACUUUCAAUUAAAUUUACAUUUACUAUUAGAAAAAAUUGAUGAACAACAUCGAAAUGAUAUUUUGAAAAAUAUUGUUUUGAUUUGGAUUAAUGAUAGAAUUGAGCAUCGUUGUUUAGCACUGCAAUUAUUUAUUUUAUUCAUUGAAAUUGAACAUGAACAAUUCGAUCAACAUUUAUCUGAUAUAUUCGAUUUUAUUGAGAAAGAAUUAAAUGACAUGCAAAACAAUAACGAUGACAAUGGCGAUGACAAUGAACAACAAAAAUUUAAUGAUCAAUAUUUUUAUCAUUUAAUCAAUGUUUUAGUUAAUGUCAUUAAACAUUGCCCUAAUUCGUUAGAAAUUUUACAAUUAAGAUCGAAAUGGUUAAACAUAUUAAAAUUAAUCGAUGAAAAAUGUUUACUUCAUCCUCAUAUAUGGGUACGAUUUUUAUCGGCACAAUUUUUUGGUCUUCUAUUUGCACGAAAUAAACCCGAAGAUAUUGUUUCACGGAUGAAUAAAUAUUUAACAGCAGAACAUGAUAGUUCGGAUUCUAUUGCAACAAACGAAAAUGGUUCUAUUCGUAAACGUAUGAAAAAAUCGAGCCAAUUAAAUCUUGAUCAAGAACCAUUAUUAGUUCACUAUGUAACAACAUUUGAUUCAUCAGUUUCACCUUACGUUAAAAUUCAACGUUUAUGUUGUUGUUCAUGUUCACAACUGAAACCAUCAGAUUUAACCGAAGCAUUUUGUUUGGAAAUCACCAAGAAUCUUAUUUAUUUAUCAAAACUUCUUGUUUUAUCUGAUCCAAAUCGUUUAGAUUUAAUUGUUAAACGUUGUUGUCGUUUAACGACAUUUGAAUCAACCAAACAUCCCAAUGAAAUAGCACGUCGUUCAUCAGUUUUGAAAUGGAUGGCUGCACUUAUACUUGAUUUAUCGUCAUCUUUAACAGCAUAUUUAACAUCAUUUUUAACUGUUAUUGAACGUGAAAUUGAACGUGAUGAAACAACAAUAAAUUUACCAUUAAAAACACUCGCACUAGAUGUAUUUGAUGUAUUUAAACGUCAUUGUGAUAUACAUGUAAUCACAAGUAUUUACGCUGAUAUAGCUAAACAACGACGUGCAAAACGUUUAGAACGUAAACAAAAAUUAGCUGUUUUAGCUAUUAAUCAACCUGAAAUAAUUUACCGUAAAAAACGUGCUAAACAAACCAAACGUUUGGGUUUAGGAAAAAAGAAACGAAUGAAAGCAAUUGAAAAUGCAAAAAAAAGUCGAAGAAAAAAACAAACAAAUAAAACGAGCGAAGAUAUGGAUGAGUUUUAG